[Candida] anglica is the source of this 933-nucleotide messenger RNA. Lineage: Eukaryota; Fungi; Ascomycota; Pichiomycetes; Serinales; Debaryomycetaceae. The record is from the annotation of a GenBank genome assembly.
UCCAGAUUUAAUAGAUGUUAUUAUCUAAAGUCCCCAAAACCGUGGGGUUGCUUCGGAAACCUGUUAAUAAUAGAUUAUCGCCAUUCUUAAUUAAUUUCAGAAAUUUAUUUAUACAAACCGCUGAUACUCCAAAUGAUAAUGCCUUGAAAUUCUUACCAUCAAUGCCUAUUCUCGGAGAAAAUCAAACCAAGGAGUUUUUAAGUGGAAGAGAAGCUGCAUGUUCACCCUUAGCACUUCGAUUAUUUUCUAUUGAUGGGAUUAAAUCAGUCAUGUUUGGACCAAAUUUUAUAACUGUAGAAAAGGUAAAUCUGGAUUUACAUUGGACAAUUCUCAAGCCUGAAAUCUUUUCAAUCUUAACUGAGUUUUUAACAAAUGGACAACAAAUUAUAAGCGACGAGGCCGCAUCCACACUUUCUAGUGAUAUGGCCAUCAACGAGGAUGAUGAUGAACUUAUUUCUGCAAUCAAAGAACUUAUCUUCACCAGAAUCAGACCUGCCAUUCAAGACGACGGAGGAGACAUUGAAUUUGUUGAUUUCUUACAAGAUGGGACUGUUUUAUUGAAGCUUAAGGGUGCCUGUAGAACUUGUGACUCCUCAUCUGUCACUUUAAAGAAUGGUAUUGAGAGUAUGUUGAAAUUUUAUAUAGAAGAAGUUAAAAACGUCGAGCAGGUAGAAGAUGAUUAUGUUAUAGAUCCAAAUCUUUCAUUUAAAAGUGAUGAGAAUUCUUUGGAAGUCUCUACUAACUCAGAUGGUAAUUUAACCACUCAACAUUUCGAAACGGCCGUUUUAAAGCCGGUAAAACGCGAGGACAAUGAACCUCCAAACUUGUAAAUAGCCACCCACUCCAAAGUAGUGAGCUCUUGUUUAUUGUUGGAAAUCUACUACUACAACUGUUAAUCUUUAUAUGAUCGUUUUUUGCGUUGAAUAAAUACCA